Messenger RNA from Hemicordylus capensis (graceful crag lizard), 4023 nucleotides. Its product is annotated as zinc finger and SCAN domain-containing protein 30-like. The coding region runs from base 320 to 2032 and encodes 570 amino acids. Gene Ontology annotation, biological process: regulation of transcription by RNA polymerase II. The transcript is spliced from 4 exons. Gene Ontology annotation, molecular function: DNA-binding transcription factor activity, RNA polymerase II-specific; RNA polymerase II cis-regulatory region sequence-specific DNA binding. The record is from RefSeq and is a predicted model, not a curated record. Lineage: Eukaryota; Metazoa; Chordata; Lepidosauria; Squamata; Cordylidae.
GAAAGAACUACACAGAGUACGCCUUCCUGUCUCACCCAUCCGGAAUCUAAACAGCUACUGUAGAAUUACUUUGGUGCCGAGAGGAGUUGGAGGCUGGUGCAUCACGGUGUCAGGGGCUUAAAGGAAGGAUGACCCAGAAAUUCCUCACCUCUUGCACAACCACCAGUGCUAUCAACAUUCACUGAGGGAGCCUUCUGGAUUCUUCCAGUUGGGCCCCGUAUAACUAGUGGCCCAAAGCCAAAGAUUGGAUGCUUCUCCCAACCCAGCAGGAAGAGACAGAGGGACUGGGCUGCAUUUGGAUCAUCCCCUCCGAGAGGAAAUGGCUGAAGGGAAGGAACACGAGUUCUCCACCCCAGAUCUCCAGUUCCAGGCGGCGCUACAGCAAGAGUUGAAGUCUGGCGUGGAAGUGGAGAGGAAGGACUCGGCAAACCCCAAACCCGAGAUGGGACCCAAGGGAAUAGGGAAAGCCCCACAUGUGCCAGCUCAGGUGGGGCCCAUUGGGCACGAGGGGCUGUUGCAGAUCUGGGAAGCCCAGUGGCAGGCAUUUCUCAAGGCAAUGGAUUCUUCUCACCCUGGCAUGGGGAGUCCUCAGCUGCUAGAAGCGGCUCCAUGGGGAGAUGCGAGGGCUUUCCUGGCCUCCUAUGAGGGUACCGCUGUGGCCGGCCAGCCGUCUCCAGAAGGACAUCCCAUGAGCCUCUUUGGAGCAGCCCAGCAGGCCCAAGGCAGGCCGCCGCCAAGAGAGAAGGGAGAGGGCAGGAAAGUGAAAGAAGAGAGGGAGAGGGAGGAAGCCAGCAGCCUGGAGGUGCGGCGCCAGCGAUUCCGGCAGUUCUGCUUCCCUGAAGCAGAGGGACCCCGAGAGGUUUACAGUCGGCUCCGCGAGCUUUGCUAUCAAUGGCUGAAGCCGGAGAAGCGGACCAAGGAGGAGAUCUUGGAGCUGGUCAUCCUGGAGCAGUUCCUCUCCAUCCUGCCUCAGGGGAUCCAGAACUGGGUCAAGGAACGAGGUCCGGAGACCUGUGCCCAGGCCGUGGCUCUGGCCGAGGAUAUCCUGCCAAUACAGCGAGAGGCCAAGAGAUGGGAUCAGCGGGAUCCAAGUGUUUUCCAGGAGGUGGUUGUGAAUUUCCCUGAUGAAGAGGCAGCCCCUCUGGGGAGUGUACACAGACAGAUCUGGAACGUGGUGAAGCACGAGAGGGAAGGAAAUCCCAGCUUGGUGGGUAAGAGGUGCUUGAGGAAGAAUGAGAUGUCUGGACAGAAAAGCCUUGAGCAAGAGGAACAGCAGGGGAUGUUGGAGGAAACAGUAGCAGAGAAUGGCACCAAGCAUCACAAACCAGCAGAAGCUACUGAGGCCCUGUGGGGAACAUGGAGACAGCAAGGGAGCAGCCCAGGGCAAAGGAUGGACAAAUCUGUUCCUGGGAAGGGGAGCUACCAAGACCUAAGUGAAAUCACAUUUGGGGAAGGACAAAUGAUCCCAGCAGAAUAUGAACAGAGCUCAAACCUCAUGACACACACUAGAGUUCAUGCAGAAGAGGAGAAACCAUACAAAUGUUUGGACUGCGGGAAAUCUUUCCGCAUGAAGGACAAACUGAUCAGGCACCACAAAACCCACACAGGAGAGAAACCAUAUGAAUGCUUGGACUGUGGCAAAUCCUUCAGCACCAAGUACGGCCUCUUUCGGCAUUACCGAAUCCACCGAGGCGAGAAACCCUACGGAUGCUCAUACUGCGGGAAGUUUUUCAGGAUGAACUACGACCUCAUUCGGCAUCAUCGAACCCACACCGGGGAGAAACCGUUUGAAUGCUCGCACUGCGGGAAAUCCUUCGGCAUGAACUCCGAUCUCAUGAGGCACCAGCGGAUCCACACGGGGGAGAAGCCUUUUGAAUGUUCAGACUGUGGCAAAACCUUCAAUGUCAAAGGCAGCCUCAUGGCCCACAUCAGGAUCCACAAGGGGCUCAAGCCAUACGGAUGUGCUGAGUGUGGGAAGUGCUUCAACCAGAGCUCAACCCUUAAGGCCCAUCUGAGAAUCCACGCGAGGUAGAGCCCAUAUAAGUGUGGAGACAGUGGAGGGAAUCCCAACGUGAGUAGUUUAUCUUGGGUACCAGGAGGAGCAUCUCCUCCCAUAUAAAUCCUCCCCUCCAAGAAGGGACUUGGAGGUCUUCUGGGCCAACUCUCACUCCUUCUGGAAAAGUUCUCUUCUGUAUCCCAUCUUUCCAGGAAAUACCGCUGUGGAGUGCCUGGAUGAGGACCUUCUCACCUGUGGAAUGCUCAUGAGGCCUACUUCCUGGUAGAGCCCUAAGAGGCCUAUUAAGCGACAGUCUCUAGUAGAAGCCUCAAGAGGCCUACUAAGCCACUUCAUCAGUUAGACAGCUUGUUUAGUCUUUCUGUUUAGCCAACCCCUUUAGGUGCUAAGUUAUGUUUUUUAAACCUGCUGUUGCGGUUUCUUUGUAUUAUUGAUUGUUCUGCCGUUUUUCCUUAAGAAACCACAUUGUUAUGGCCUUGAAAAGCCAUUUGAUAUAGGUUAAUGACAACUGUAGGUAGCAGAAUCCGUGUAGAAAUGGGAGUUCCGUGCCUUCCUGCCUUGUGGGAAAUCCUCAGACCGAAUUUUGGAUGACACAACACAUUCAAAUAGUACAGUCAAAAGGAAGUCAAGCCACAUAAGCGAAGUAGAAACCAUGUAUAAGCUACUCUGACCUCUGCAGAAGAGAAGUGGGAUAUAAGAAAGGUAUGUGCUCUGGCUGACAUCCAGAUUAACACUGCAGUAGCUCAAUGAUGCACCCAUGCAAGAAGGCCACGUAGCUGCGCAGAUGCUCAAAGCUGACCCAUCUCUUUUGCUCUUGGUCCACUUGCACAAGUGUUGCAACAAGGACAGCAGAUCGCUUUUCCUCAUGCCCUGCAAACAUAUAUGGACUGAGAAGAGGCUUCCUCAGUCCCCUAACUCAGCAAAGUGGCACUUUUAAAAGUGGUGAUUCUCUUAUAUGGAGGAGAGCAGCUGUCCCUAUCCAACCCCAGCGCAGCAUCCCUCCAUUGGCUGUUCCUGGUGUCUACCUUAUGUUUCUUUUUCGGUUGGGAGCCUCUUUGGGACAGGGAAACAUCUCAUUUUUGCUAUGUUUCUAGGUUUUAUUGGAGAUGUUGAAAAGCCUUCCAACAAAAUUUGCCACCAUUCCCGUGUGUGGUGAUACCCUCGCCCUACUUCUCUUGGGUGCCCGCCUCAAAGUUUCCCUCCUGCUCCUCGGCCUCAGCGUGUUCUUCUCCUUCUCCUGCUCCUUCAACUCAGUCUCCUGGGCAUCCACUUGGCCUUGACCCACUCACCACACCUAGGCCUGUCCUCCCCCCACCCCGUUGUCUUUUUUAGGACUUGCCAGCUCCGCCAAAUCCCUCUCUGUUCUUCCCUUAGAGUCGGAGAUUGACCUGAUAGGGCUACCUGAGCUCUCCUGAGUUAUUAUCAGGGGAGGCCUGCUGACGGCAGGCAGUGUCCCCACUCUGUGGAGUCUCCCUGUUCCCUCCCUUAGUUUUAUUAGGACAUACAGUAUGAGUUGGCCUUGGCUGCACUUUCCCUGCAUCCAGGCAGUUGCUGCCCAGUUACUGCCGUCAGAGCUGGGUUGUUUUUGUCUUUGUUCAUACCUUCGUUUGUUUGGGGCGCAGCUCUUGUUGUUCCUGCCAGCUGCUGCUGUGAUCUGCCUCCCUCUUCCCCUCCUGGCUUUUCAGUUGACCUUCUACUCUGGGGCUCCGCUGGUGGUGGUUGUUGGUGAUGUUCAGGGGUCCUCUCCUCCUCCCUUCCCUGAGGUGGUGGGGAGGUCACCCUCCCUCUUGUGCCCUUGGUGUAGGGAUGUGCAUGGAACCAGUUCGGAAGCCCGUUUAUGUACAUCCAAACCGGUUCGAAUGUCCGUCGGUUUGAAGGCGGGGGGGAUACCUUUAAGGACCGGGGAGCAUGCUUUACCCACCCCCACUGACUCUGCAUUUUAAAACGGUCCCGCAGGGCAGCAGCGUACCUCCUUGCUGCCCUGGUGGUUGUCAGACCGGAAGUGGCUG